AUGGACUGGAGCUGCCAUGAGUUAGACACCCUGGAGGUGCCACCCCUCACCCCCACCAGUAAAGAGGUCCUCAGUCAGGCCGUCCGCGCCUCCUUCUCCGGCUUCACCCAGGAGAGGAGUCGACUCCACUUUUCACAAGAAUGGGAAGUUAAUCACUGGUUGGACUGGUGCCAGGCAGAGUUCGGCCUACAGAGCCUGAGAACAGAUUUAAGAAACAUGCCCGGAAGCAAGCUCUGUUCUCUGGACAGAGAGACCUUCCUAAACCUCAUCCCUGACUGCACCGCUGGGGAAAUCCUGUGGGAACACUUAGAGACUAUGCGCAAAGAAAGCUACACUGGGCAUGCUCAGUACGUAGAGAGGUCUUGCUAUAGGUCGUUUUCACAUCACAACCCUUACGAUUCGGCCCAGCUUCACCCACCUGAGCCUGCAGCUCCGCCACGACAAAACUGCUCACUGACAAAACAGGAGGAAGUUUUAAGGAAACAGUCAUCCGCUGUAUCUCUGCGUGAGUUUGCCAGCAACGACUGUGUUACUGGGAAAGGGUCGUUGUGCUCUGAGGAGUCUGAGGUUGCCACGCACAGCUCAUUGGCUGGUUCCAUGUCGGAGGCGGAGUAUCAGGAGUGGGAGGAGCCAGUGUCUGAAGAGCCCCUCCCCCACAGGACCUUUAAAGAGUAUAUGGGGGAGAAAGCCAACUUAGAGAGUGCAAUGCUCCCAGCAUCUGUUCUCGCUGGCUACACAGGAAGUGGACCAAUUCAGCUUUGGCAGUUCCUGUUGGAACUUCUCACUGACCGGAGCUUUCAGUCAUUCAUAAGCUGGACUGGGAAUGGUUGGGAGUUCAAACUGACUGACCCUGAUGAGGUCGCCCAGCUGUGGGGCCGUCGUAAAAACAAACCCAAGAUGAACUACGAGAAGCUGAGCAGGGGUCUUCGUUACUAUUACGACAAGAACAUCAUCCAGAAGACAGCCGGCAAACGCUACGUCUACCGUUUCGUCUGCAACCUGCAAGGACUGCUGGGAUACGAGCCGAGCGAACUCCAAGCUAUGUUAGAUGUGUCUGCAAACGAAGGCAUAUAA
Molecule: messenger RNA, 1074 nt
Organism: Chanos chanos (milkfish)
Lineage: Eukaryota; Metazoa; Chordata; Actinopteri; Gonorynchiformes; Chanidae
Product: protein c-ets-1-A-like
Exons: 7
Coding region: 1-1074 (357 amino acids)
Biological process (GO): regulation of transcription by RNA polymerase II; cell differentiation
Cellular component (GO): nucleus
Molecular function (GO): DNA-binding transcription factor activity, RNA polymerase II-specific; sequence-specific DNA binding
Source: RefSeq, a predicted model, not a curated record